AAACACACGUGUUUAGUGUUUGUUUUUCUAUCUGAGCUGAGACUGAGACUCUAAACCCGGGCUGAUCUAAACUCUAUCUCUCUCUCUCUGCUGGGAUGAGCGAGGAGGUUUUAGACGAGCUGGCGGUUCUGUCUGCGAUUUACUGCGGGGAGGAGGAGUUCCAGGUGGUGGGAGAGUCUGCUGAAACGGGCCUGGUUUACCGCAUUAACACAGUGGUGGAAAGUGAGGAGAAGAAAACACCACUGAGUCUGGUCUUCCAACUCUCUCCUGAAUACCCACACACACCUCCAGACGUGAGCAUUAGCUCCAACCAGCUCUCGAGGAAGCAGUGCCAGGAGCUGAGGGAUGGGUUACUGAACAAAGCAUGCAGUCUCCAGCCCAGGCCCAUGGUCCACGAGCUGGUCCUGUGGCUCCAGCAGAACUUCUCUGACCUUCUGACAACAUCAGCACCCAACACACUGAAGGCCCAGAGCACAGCAGAUGGGUCAGCAGAGGGAAUGUGGACAGCGCUGCUUCAUUUAGAUCACAUGAGAUCCAAAACUAAAUACAUCAGACUGAUUGAAAAGUGGACGUCAGAGUUGGGACUGACUGGGAGACUCUUGAUGGGGAAGGCUAUUUUCAUUCUGCUGCAGGGGGAGAGGAAGAGCAUUAAGGAAUAUAUCCACCUCCAGAGGACAGUAAAGGUUGAUGUGGACUCAUCAGGAAAACGGUGCAAAGAGAAGAUGAUGAGCGUUUUAUGUGAAAUUCCUCUUUCAGACGAUUUUAAAAAGAUAUCAACUUUUGAAGUUAGAGACCCUUUAUCUUCGGAGGAACUUAAAAAGGAGUUUGAAGAAGUUGGAUCUUUGAAGCUCCACCAAGAGUUUGUCUCCUCGUUACUGUAAAUGUACUCAAACUUUAUUUAUUCGUCGUUGACUGAUCAAUCGGUUUCAGUUUGCAGGGAAGCGGUCAUCAGGCGGAAGGCAGCAUACAUCCUGGACAGGCUGCUAAUUCAUCACAGGGACUCUUAAACUGCUCUCCUAAAAACAAAAGGGCCACAAAAGUAUCUUUUAGAGAUGUCAUAGAACAGUGGCUCUCAAAACCUUUUAGACCACAUACCAUAGGGUGACCAAAUGUCCGUAUUUCCCGGGACAUGUCCGUAUUUCCCGUCCUGUCCCGGGCUUCCCGGGUUUUUUUUUUCAGAAAGUGAGGAAAUGUCCUGGUUUGUAAAUUACCUUCAUUGGACCAGAGAGCAGUAGACAGCGUGACUGUCAGCGUGGAGCCCUCCCUCUCCCCCUUCCGGUGCAGUCUCACAGUAAGAGCACACACACAACGCUCCACCCCACAAAACACCCCCCCCCCCCACCAGGUGUCCUGGUUUACCCAAAUGAAAAUAUGGUCACCCUAACAUACCACCAAUGACAUGUAAGCCACACACCUUCAUAUCGUCAUAUGUUUAACCAAUUGUCCUUCACCUGUUGUGUGGAGCUUAGCCACUUUUGCAGUCCAUAAGUUAUUAUGGUAAAUUUGAUUAAUAUUUAUGGUUAAUACAAUGUUCCUACUGAGAAUCUAAAAAGGAUUUAGACAGACAAAAAAACAAGAGUGCCAAGCAGUGAAUUACAGUGUUUUCUACAUUAUUUAGCUAUUAUUUGAAACGCAGAAACUGUAGUGAACCGUUUGUGACUGUUGGUUGAUAUGAGCAUAUCUUGUGGCGUUUCACAGGGUUUUAAUCUAGGGCCAUUGAAACUGAUGUUAAUAGAAGUGCUGAAGUGUAGUUUACACACAGAUUCAGGUAAAUCACUAAACACUAUCAUAUGUAAUGUUAGGAAAAAAUGCAGGUGGAAACUUUAUAGUUUUCAGUCUUUAAUAUUUUAAUGUACUGUACUGUAAAGUGGCAGAUUAUAAAUCACUAUAAUCUGAACGUCUAUUUUGUGGUCUACUUUCAUACAUAAGAUGCACCAGUUUAUAAGGCGCAUUAUGCGACGCUAGUAAGGAACAGGGGUGUCGCCAUGUUUUCCUUCUAAUUCAGCAGGUCUUGCCACUGGGUGGUGGUGGGGCCAUUUCUUUAAAAGGCAAAUGAGUGCUGGAUGUUAAUCUGAACAGAUUUCUUUGCCGAAAACUGUUAUUUGGGUGAGUAAAGCGCUUCUGUUUAUUUCCAAGAAGCUAAGAAGCUGAGGAACGGUUAAUGCUGCUCCAGCUAAAAACUGAACUGAAAACUAAACUGAAUCUCCUGUAUAAUGCUGUACUUCAGCGGAGUGGUUUUACUGCUCCUUAAUACCUGACUGGUAAAAUUCAUACCCAAGGCACACCGGAUAAUGAGGCACACUGGCGAUUUUUUGGGAAAAUUAAAGGAUUUUAUGUUACCAAAAAAUACAGUAAGCAGAUUUUUUUUUCUGAGGUCAUCUAGUGUACCACCGUGGAAUGCUUUGAGCAACACCAGUCUUACCUUUACCACAGUUUGAGAAUCACUGCCACAGAAGUACCAAUGCUGGUUUCAUAAAAAACAUACAAUUUUUGUAAAAAGGCAUUUGGAAAAAAAAAAAACAAAAAAAAACAAGCUAAAUUUGAAUUGUGUGUUAAGGGACAUUCCAGGAUUUUGGAAAAUUUUCUGUCCCACCACUUAAAUUUCAAAUGUACAUAUCCAAAAUAUCUAAAUUAUUAUUUUUUGUGAAAAAUGUACUUGUUAUAAGACAACUUGUUAUAAGGACCACCUCAAAAAAUGGCCGUUUUCUCUUGUCCCACUCAUUGGGUGACCAACUCCUUUGGCAAAUUUAACAAUUAAAAUAAGCUCUAAAUAAAUGACUUCCUCUUGUA
This is a messenger RNA of Astyanax mexicanus (Mexican tetra), 2790 nucleotides long. It is a transcript of the gene rwdd3, whose product is annotated as RWD domain containing 3. NCBI's taxonomy places the organism in Eukaryota, Metazoa, Chordata, Actinopteri, Characiformes, Acestrorhamphidae. The transcript is spliced from 4 exons. Gene Ontology annotation, biological process: positive regulation of hypoxia-inducible factor-1alpha signaling pathway; positive regulation of protein sumoylation. The record is from RefSeq and is a predicted model, not a curated record. Gene Ontology annotation, molecular function: protein binding. The coding region runs from base 96 to 881 and encodes 261 amino acids.